Messenger RNA from Poeciliopsis prolifica (blackstripe livebearer), 2940 nucleotides. It is a transcript of the gene tmem9, whose product is annotated as transmembrane protein 9. The transcript is spliced from 6 exons. The coding region runs from base 157 to 720 and encodes 187 amino acids. Lineage: Eukaryota; Metazoa; Chordata; Actinopteri; Cyprinodontiformes; Poeciliidae. Gene Ontology annotation, cellular component: lysosomal membrane. The record is from RefSeq and is a predicted model, not a curated record.
GAGAAACGUCACUUUAGCCGUACCCUUCUCAACCUGCAGGAAGCUUAAAAGCCUAAAACAAACAAACCGCUUCAACAGCGCUCAAAGCGGUCUCGACGGUCAUCGUUCAGCAGGCUUGCAAAUAGGUGUUUUUUUUUUUUGUUGUUGUUGUGGAGAAUGUCGUCUUGCCGAACAGGAUCGUGGAUGUUUGCUGCUGUCGCAGUGACAGUAUUUCUAUUGGAUAAUGUUAUUUUUGCUGAAGCUAAGAAUUUUGAGGAUGUCCGCUGCAAAUGCAUCUGUCCGCCUUACAGGAACAUCUCUGGGAAUAUCUAUAACAUAAAUGUCACCCAGAAAGAUUGCAACUGCCUCCAUGUUGUGGAUCCCAUGCCGGUUCCUGGCCAUGAUGUGGAAGCCUACUGUCUGCUGUGUGAGUGCAAGUAUGAGGAGCGAAGCAGCAACACCAUAAAGGUGACCAUCAUCAUCUACCUGUCAGUCGUUGGGGCUCUGCUUCUCUAUAUGCUGUUUCUGCUGCUGGUUGAUCCUCUGAUCCGCAAACACGACCCCUACACUCAGCCUCUGCACAACGAGGAAGACUCCGAGGAGAUGCGUCCUCGUGCAGACGCCGGGCUGGCCAGAGGAAACACGGUGCUGGAGCGGGUCGAGGGGGCACAGCAGCGCUGGAAGAAGCAGGUGCAGGAACAACGGAAGACAGUUUUUGACCGCCACAAGCUGCUGAGUUAAAACCUCACUGCUGAACUUCAGCCGUCCUCGGCGUGACAAAUCGCUCCAGGCUCAGUACUAUUCCACCCUCACCAGCUGCACUAUUUCAAAGCUAGCUUUCAUUGAUGUGCAACGCAAUGACUGUAUAACUUAAAAACUUCAGACAUGUUUAUCUAACAAGCAGAUGGGUUGUAAUCUUGCAUAUCUCGUGAUCUGAACACUGUGAUACGAGUUAAAAUGCAGCUGUGAAAAAAAACAUGCUUUGCACAUUCUUAAGAGUAAAUAUAUUCUCGGUCAUUUUAAACUGCAGCAAAGCAUGAAGUUUUGAAUGUCUUUCGAAAAUAAGUGUUUUAGUGAUCGAUGUGAUGAGUUUUCUGCCCGUAGUUUUCUUGUUGCAUGAGUUUUAAAAGUUAUCUCACAAAAAAAAGCUCAUGGAGUUGGUUAUAAUCACAGUGCUGCGAUGAUUGCCAAAUAGUCCUUAUUUCUGAUUUGGGAUUUGUAAUUUAUUGGUCUGCUGCACUUGAGCAUGUUCAGAUUUAAUUUUGAGUUUUGUAACUUAUUGGUGUUUUUUAACCUCAAGCUGUGCCUUUUUUCUUAAUCUCUCUCACUUCGGGAAAAUGGAUUUUGUGAAAUCAAAACAAAGAUUUGUUUUUUAAAUAUUGGCCGAUCAUCACUUUCUGGAUGUAGCUGAGGGCAGUCAGCCAAGUGAUGCUUUAAAUUAGAAGCUUGGAAUUGUAUGAAGACAUUGUUAAAGUUGCCAUUUACAACACAAGCAUUCAUAAAUGCAUUAAGGGUAAGCUCAUAACAAUUAGCCUUUCAAUGAAGCUUUAAACAGAUAAGGAAUUUGAAAACACAUUUUUCUUACACAGAGCCUUCAGAGCCACGCCUCUCUAGAACAAGCUGAGCUCAAACACAAAGAAAAGAUUCAUUUUGUCCCUUUAGAUAUAUUAACAUUUGUGCUUUUAAAAGACCCUCAAAUCUUAAAUGUAUAUGAUGAGCAAUUUUAGUCUGUGGUCUGUGCUGAAUCAUUUACGGGAGGGAUCUCACAGUUUGAGGACCGAAAGCAACGGCUUAAUUUGCUGACUCUACCAGUGAUGACAGUGGUUGUGACAGGAGAGCAAAUGUUUCAGGUGAGAAAACAUUCUUCUCACUCACAUUCUGUAUUUUGUGUCCUCCAGGACAGAGGACAUGUUCAUGGAUGAUAUUGUGAAAUAAAUAUCAGGGUAGCACUCAACCACCCCGGGUAGAGUGCUAGCCUUUCAGAUCUCUAAGCUGCUGCUUUUGUUUUUGCCAUUAAUGCUCAAGUGUAAUCCACAUACGUAACAUAAUCCAGCAUAACCAGCGAUCGAUAUUGUGUUCAGCUGUUUUGUGCUAAGUUUCUUGAUUUUAUGUAUCUUAAUUUUUUUAGAUGGAAAUUAAGAUGACUGCCACGAGCAACACAUUCCAAACACAACUGAGAAAGAAAAUUACAUAAAAAUGGUGACAUAUACCAUUUAUAAAGGUCUAAUUACUCCAGACGUUAGUGUAGUGGAGCAAAAUUCACUUCCUUUAAGGGAAGAUGAAAUUGAGACCUUGAACCUUCAUUGGAGAAUGUUUGAAAACUGUCACCAAAGAGCUGAUUGGUGCGGCAGAAUCAGGACGCCUCGUGGUUAUGAAAAGAGGAUUUGUGCUUGUGUGCCAAAGUUUCUCACUGGAGGAUUUUUUUUAUUUGUCAAAGUAAGGCUCAUUUUCUCACAAAACUUUAUUUAGUUCAACCUGCUGAUGUUUUGUUAUUUGUACUCAUUUAGUUUUAUUAAUAAUUGUUAAUGUAGUUAAUUUAAAUAUAUUUUGUCAUAACGCUGCUGUUGUUGCUUUUUAUUUAUUAAUAGAAAAGGUUGUAAUGAUUUAGUGUUAUUGUGAGGCAAUCCACAGAAAAUAUGUUUUGUGCUGUUCAACAAUUACUGUAGAAACAUCGCAACAAUUUUCACUGUCAAAUUUCACUUUACAUAUGUAGUAACUACUGAUGUGUUGAAAAAAUUUCCUCUAUUUCAAAAAUGUUUUACAAAAUAAUGCUAAGGUAUAUUAAAGUUGUAUGGGUGGCACAUGGUGACAAAAUGCACAAUUCACUUUUGUUUUAUUUUUUCCUUUUAAUUUCUUUUUACGUUUCUAUAAUAUUAUCUCUACCCUCAUGCGAUCAUUGAUCCCGGUGUCUUCACAUUUAGCAACUGCAAGUUCAAUAAAGGAAAAAAAUAAUUCUCUUAA